AUGUUCUGCAACACGGCAGGCGAUUAUGUCGUCCCACAUAUUGUAUGGUUAGCAGCCCACCUCGCGUCACAUCCUUAUGAGCCUACAUCUUACAGUUGGGGAUCUGCAGUGUUGGCUGCAACCUACAGAGGAUUGUGUGAUGCAACCCAGCGAACAAAGAGGAAGGCAACCAUUACAGGGUGCUUACAUCUCUUACAGUUAUGGAGUUGGGAGUACCUCCCGAUUUCCAGACCUUGGGUGCUCAAGUGCUACUACCCAGUUCACAUCUCUGAUGGCAUUGCAGAUGACAUAAGGCCAACGAUGGGGUAUCGGUGGAUUCAUGCCAGGCUAAGAUGGAGUCAGCAGCAAGACCAUGGUAACUACUCCAGGGUGAUAAGUGACCUGGACAUCCUUAGCGCUGAUCUAGUGGAUUGGGAUCCAUGGCGUAUGGCACGAGUAAAAGAAAUUGCAGAUGGUGGACUCCUGGCAUCCUCUUGUAGCCAUGACGCAGACUUAUGGUUGACCACAUGCUUCUUGUUGUACAUGAACUGCGUGGAAGUAUAUUCUCCAGAACGUGUACAGAGGCAGUUCGGGUACCGACAGGUGGUGCCUGUUCCAGCACCACGAGACGCCGGACGGGCGCACGAGUGGAGCUCAAAGGGGGGCGGAGGCACGCAGGACUGGGCAUCCAAGAAUGCCGAGUACAUACGGAGGUGGACAGAAUCAGCUGCGGUGGAUGUCAUCAUUACUGCUGGACAAUACGACGAGGCCACGUACUGGGACUACCUUGCUUGGUACCGUCCGCGCACGCGUGCCACCUUACUCAGCGGACCUGUACAGCCGGGCCCCAGACCCUUCCCCGAGGAUCGUGCCCGCCUACUUCAUAGGCAUAUGAGAUGCAUACGCAAGCGGAUCAACCUUUUGGGGGAACCAAGCAGGUCAUCAUCGCAGAGGGAUCGUAACCCUCUCCGGGAGUACAUGAGGACAAGAGGAUCCCGCUUCCUAAACGCUAUACGUGGUCUAGGUGGGUGUGCCCCGCAAUGGAGGGGGUACGACCAACAUGCUAUGGACCCGUCUCGUGCCUCCCACAGCAGGCGGUCCUCCCACAGCAGGCGGUCAUCCAGUGCUCGUGAGGAACCCGUCCGGUCAGAAUCACGACAUACAUCUUCAGCUUUGGCGCGUCAUGUCUCAUGUUCCGGUGCUGAGGCCGAGGAGUGCACGCAGCCUCCUGCGCCCGAGCAGGUUACGCUGGGUUCACUAGCACCUCCGGCUACAAUGACACCUCCGGCUGCAGCAUCUACUCAUCAGGAGGACGUCGUUGACUACACGCAGCAGACCCCUUGCUGGAGCGACCCUAAUGCUUUUGACUGGGGUGCUGCAAUGCAUGCGACCGCCACCUUCACUGAUCUACUCGGCGGACAGUCCUCCCAUGAUCUCAAUGAACCUGGAAGUUCACAUUGGUAA
Messenger RNA from Phragmites australis (common reed), 1443 nucleotides. RefSeq lists its product as uncharacterized. The transcript has 3 exons. Gene Ontology annotation, biological process: meristem maintenance; meristem development. The coding region runs from base 1 to 1443 and encodes 480 amino acids. NCBI's taxonomy places the organism in Eukaryota, Viridiplantae, Streptophyta, Magnoliopsida, Poales, Poaceae. The record is from RefSeq and is a predicted model, not a curated record.